CGACAGCUAAACACGGACACGUGGUGCUCAUCGGGAGGACUAUCGGUCAACGGGACAUUGGUGAGCACUGGAGGGUUCGGAGGAGGAGCCAACACAGCAAGGUAUCUACGUGACUGUGAAAACUGCCCAUGGGUCGAAUACCCUAAGGCCCUUGCUUCCAGGAGAUGGUACUCCACCCAAGCCGCUCUCCCUGAUGGCUCCUUCAUCGUGGUCGGUGGCCGAGACGCUCAAAAUUACGAGUACAUCCCUCCCGAAGGAGUUAUCAACACAAAGCUCUAUGACUCGGCUUUACUCAGGGAAACAACCGACAAGGAAGAGAACAAUCUCUACCCUUUUGUUUGGCUCAACACUGACGGUAAUCUUUUCAUUUUCGCGAAUGAUCGGUCCAUUCUCCUCAGCCCGAAAACGAAUCAAGUCAUCAAGGAAUUCCCUCGACUCCCGGGAGGUGCCCGUAACUACCCUGGAGCCGCGAGUUCAGCCCUGCUCCCGAUCCGUCUCUACCUUGUCAACCCGAAAAUCAUCCCUGCUGAGGUUCUCAUAUGUGGAGGGGCCAAGAAGGAUGCUUACUACAAAGCAGGCAAGAAAAUCUUCGAGCCUGCGUUGCAAGAUUGUGCAAGAAUGAACAUCAACAGCCAAAAUCCAGUGUGGAAAACUGAGAUGAUGCCUACUCCUCGUGUAAUGGGUGAUUCAGUUAUCCUCCCAACGGGCGAUAUCCUCUUUGUCAAUGGAGCUAAAAGUGGUUGCUCGGGUUGGGAAUAUGGUAAAGAUCCGAUCUUGAAACCCCUCUUGUACAUGCCUCGCCUCCGUAGAGGCCAACGUUUCAAGGA
Messenger RNA from Tarenaya hassleriana, 827 nucleotides. Its product is annotated as aldehyde oxidase GLOX1-like. NCBI's taxonomy places the organism in Eukaryota, Viridiplantae, Streptophyta, Magnoliopsida, Brassicales, Cleomaceae. The transcript has a single exon. The record is from RefSeq and is a predicted model, not a curated record. The annotation marks the transcript as partial.